Molecule: messenger RNA, 1867 nt
Organism: Chenopodium quinoa (quinoa)
Lineage: Eukaryota; Viridiplantae; Streptophyta; Magnoliopsida; Caryophyllales; Amaranthaceae
Product: protochlorophyllide-dependent translocon component 52, chloroplastic-like
Exons: 7
Coding region: 71-1687 (538 amino acids)
Molecular function (GO): chlorophyllide a oxygenase activity; 2 iron, 2 sulfur cluster binding
Source: RefSeq, a predicted model, not a curated record
UUAAUUUAAAUUAAUGAAUUCUUGAAAACUUGGGAUUUGGAGGUUACAGUUUCUCUCUCCUGUCUCCUCCAUGGCUUCUGCCCUUAAUUUGGUAACCACAGGUGUCGUGAACCAAACCCAAUUCGGAAUCCCAGCAUCAUUAUCAAAAUUGAAGGUUUCAUUACCAAAUUUGAGUGAUUCAUCAUCAAGAUUCAAGCUUUACAGCGCCACACCACCUUCUUCAAUCUCUGUAACACCAGCAAUUGAAGAAGAAGAAGGCAAGAACCCAGUUGAAUUUCAGAAUCAGAAAAGAGAUGAUGCAGAAGAAGGUAAAUUCGAUUGGUAUUCAGAGUGGUAUGCAGUAGCCCCUGUAUGUGACCUUGAUAAGAGGGUCCCACAUGGAAAGAGAGUGAUUGGUCUUGAUUUGGUAGUUUGGUGGGACCCAAAUCACAAAACCUGGAAUGUGUUUGACGAUUGUUGCCCACAUAGGUUGGCUCCUUUGUCUCAAGGCAGAAUUGAUCAAUGGGGAAGAUUGCAGUGUGUUUAUCAUGGUUGGUGUUUUAAUGGUUCUGGCCAGUGCAACCUCAUCCCUCAAGCUCCUUCCGACGGCCCUCCGGUUCACAGUUCCAAGAAAGCAUGUGUAGCAUCUUACCCUUGUACAGUCCAAAAUGAUAUUCUUUGGUUUUGGCCAAAUAGUGAACCACAGUAUAAAAACAUUCUUACAAAGAAACAGCCUCCUUAUAUUGCAGAACUUGAUGAUCCAUCAUACGCCAAGUCCAUGGGAACUAGGGAUAUUUCUUACGGAUAUGAGGUUUUGGUUGAAAACCUUAUGGAUCCUGCUCAUGUUCCUUAUGCACAUUAUGGAAUAAUGCGAAUUCCAACUGACAAAAACAGACCCAAAGCAGAUAGAGAAGGCGGGAAACCUUUGGAGAUCAAUGUUCUCGAACUUAACAAAACUGGAUUCCAUGCUCAGCAAGAGAAUGGCAUCAGCAAGUUUAUUCCACCGUGUGUCUUUUUUGUUCUUCCAAAGUCAACAACAAAUCAAGGCGAAUCAUUAUCCAAUCCUGAAAUGAAGUCAGAAGAGAAGCAGAGAAUAUUUCUCUUGAUUUUUUUCUGCAUUCCUGUCAGUCCUGGAAAAAGUCGAUUAAUAUGGGCAUUCCCUCGGAACUUUGCAGUCUGGAUUGAUCAGAUUGUGCCUAGAUGGGUGUUUCAUAUAGGGCAAAAUCUUAUACUGGAUUCAGACUUGUAUCUUUUGCACGUGGAGGAGCACAAGAUAAUGGAAAUUGGACCUACCAAUUGGCAGAAAGCCUGCUUUGUUCCUACCAAAUCAGAUGCCCUUGUAGUUGCCUUCAGAAAAUGGCUGAAGAAGUACUCUGGAGGUCAAGUUGAUUGGAGACUGAAAUUUGAUGGAUCACUCCCUCCAACACCUCCUCGUGAGCAGCUUAUGGAUAGGUACUGGACUCAUGUGGUGAACUGCACCAGCUGUAGUUCUGCAUAUAAGGGGCUCAAUAUUGUUGAAACUCUGCUUCAAAUCACGUCUAUUGCUCUAAUUGGGGUUGCUGGAGUGACCAAGCAGGGAGCAUUAACCACUUUUCAGAGAAGUGCUCUAUUAUUGGCAGCAUUGUUAUGUUUUUCAGUGUCAAAAUGGUUGUCUCAUUUCAUAUACAAGAAUUUCCACUAUCAUGAUUAUAACCACGCUCUGAGAUGAGCAGCCCUCAGGCCAUAUGAGUUACAACACCCUUAAAAUAUGUCAAUAUAUACAACACAUUUGAUGUAAUUAAGCUGUUGCUUGUAAUUGGAUGCUUUUUGGAGGGAAUUUGAAUAACAUAUUGGUAACUUAGCUCUUCACCUUUCUCAUAAACGGCUGUUGGAAUGCCUUAUUGCGCUA